AUGAGCAAGUUCACCCUCUACGCACACGACGGGCCAGGUCCCAAUCCAGUCAAGGCAGCGAUCAUCCUCGACGAGCUCGACCUCGACUAUGAGAUCAAGGCCAUCCCAUUCGGCCCGGAAGGCGUCAAGGGAGCUGCCUAUCUCAAGAUCUGCCCAAACGGACGAGUUCCCGCGCUGGUCGAUCAUCAAAAUGGUGACUUUGUGGUCUGGGAGUCCGCCGCCAUCCUACAGUAUGUUGCCGCCAAGUACGACAAGUCUGGAUCCUGGGCUGGCAAGACCGUCGAAGAGCAGGCUACCGUCAACCAGUGGCUUGCCUUCCAGAUCUCCGGUCUCGGGCCGACUCAGGGCAACGUCAACUUCAAUAAGCUCUACUUUGAAGGCGCAAUGGGCGAGAAGCCAAGCGCAGGUCUCGUCAAGCGCUUCCGUGACGAGUGCGCACGCAUCUAUGGUGUGCUCGAAAAGCAGCUCGAGCACCAGGAAUACAUUGCGCUCGAUCGUAUCACGAUCGCAGACGUGGCCUAUCUCCCCUGGCUGCACAAGGACAUGGUUGGCUUUGGUGACCUGACGGACAUCUUUAGCAAGUAUCCCAAGGCAGUUGCUUGGAUCGAGAAGCUCUCUGCACGUCCUGCAACUCAGAAAGCAUAUAAGAAGCUCUCUGCAGCUUAUGGCAAGUAG
This is a messenger RNA of Mixia osmundae IAM 14324, 675 nucleotides long. RefSeq lists its product as uncharacterized. Bases 1 to 675 code for a protein of 224 amino acids. NCBI's taxonomy places the organism in Eukaryota, Fungi, Basidiomycota, Mixiomycetes, Mixiales, Mixiaceae. The transcript is spliced from 2 exons. The record is from RefSeq and is a predicted model, not a curated record.